Messenger RNA from Naegleria lovaniensis, 885 nucleotides. RefSeq lists its product as uncharacterized. Bases 1 to 885 code for a protein of 294 amino acids. The record is from RefSeq and is a predicted model, not a curated record. Lineage: Eukaryota; Heterolobosea; Eutetramitea; Acrasida; Naegleriidae. Gene Ontology annotation, molecular function: RNA endonuclease activity. The transcript is spliced from 3 exons.
AUGCAUGCUAGUACCGAAAAUACUUCAAGAACUCAUCCCUAUAUUUGUGUCGUGUUAAGUCAACUCAAUUCCAAUCAACACCAUUUAUUUAAUUUAUACAAGUACAAUGAACGUUUAAAGAGUUAUGUGAACACCAAUCCUAGAGAGUUUUUAAAAUCUCGAGAAGAUCAACGUUUGAGAGAAACGAAUACGGAACAAGAAUUAUCGGAAAUCAAUGAAUUCCUGGAUGGAAUUCUUGAAACAAGAUGUAUUCAAUUGUUGGGAGUAUAUUUGAAGCAAAUUGGAAAGAUUGGUAGAAUUCGUGAAGAAGAUGUCAUGAAUGAUGAUAAUGAUGAACGGAAUAGAGUGAAUCGACAAUUGCCAUCUUUGAAAAUGUUUUUAUGGAACAUGUGGUUUCAACAAUAUCCGUUAGGUGACAGGAAUAAGGACUUGUCAGGAUUUGAGCAUUGUGUGGUUGGAGAGAAGAAUGGGCAGAAAGUGUCGGGCUAUCAUUAUUGGUUUAAGUACUAUUAUGACGACUCUGUUUACAAUGAAAGUGAAUUCGAUUCCAUCUCUGCCAGUGUAAGAAAAGAUGAACAACUCACUCCCGAUUUUGUUCAAGUUCAAUUCAAUAAGGCUGUUCCAAACGAUCCUUAUCAUUUCUCACAAGGUCGAAAGAAAUCAUUUUGGGUAGGGCUUUCACCUGAAUGUUAUAUUGCCAUCUUGACGUUGGCUCAAGUGAUUAAUUCCUCUCCUUCGCACAGACAUAUUCUUGAUGAAAUUCCAGUUCAUGGAAGUUGGUAUCGAAUUGUCGUUCAGUCGGCUGUUGACAAUGAAACAGGAGAGGUGUAUUUGAGAAGUGUCUAUCCAGAGUUUAGAGGAUUGAUCUUAAUUAGUGGACCUUAA